Oppia nitens is the source of this 2985-nucleotide messenger RNA. RefSeq names its product CSC1-like protein 1. Gene Ontology annotation, cellular component: plasma membrane. The coding region runs from base 278 to 2938 and encodes 886 amino acids. The transcript is spliced from 10 exons. Gene Ontology annotation, molecular function: calcium-activated cation channel activity. NCBI's taxonomy places the organism in Eukaryota, Metazoa, Arthropoda, Arachnida, Sarcoptiformes, Oppiidae. The record is from RefSeq and is a predicted model, not a curated record.
CGAUUGGCUUUUGUUUGUAUUAUUGAAUGCAUUGAAGGAGUGAUACAAACAAAACAUCAAAACAUUGAGUCAAUUGAAUAUACCAUUGAUUUCUAGUCAUUUGUGGUCACCGUUUGGAUUCAUUGGUGUCUUUGUUGACCACCGAUGGCUUAAUAAAUAUUUUGUAUAUAUAAUAGACAAUUGUUUUGUUGUUAUUGUCGAUGCAAUUGUGCUGACAAUUGAGUGGUAAAGCAGUGAUUGCGAGUCAUAUAUAUUUGGACAUCGAUUGUCCUCAAAGAUGCUACACAUGUCUGACUUACCCGAAUGGAUGGACAACAUAUUGAUGGACAACCCGUCUAAUAGCAACUUCACGUGUAAUAUCAUUGUUCCCAAAAACAAGACCUAUGUUGCGAUCCAAAGGGGAUGGGAAGGCAUACCAGAGAGUGUUGUCCUUAAUUUGAUCUUAUGUUUGAUAAUGAUUAUGAUAUUUGUAAUAACGCGACAAUUGGCCCGAAGAAAACAAAGACAUACUUUGGCCACAAAUGAUGAUUCAUGGCUUCAAUUUAUUUACGGCGACCGCAAAAACAACUUUACCGACUGUGGGAUCAAAGAUAAUACUCGAACACCGAUUCCAUAUCAUUUGCAUCCAUUGAAUGACACAAAUCUAAUAUUUCCACCGAUACUGUCACCAAAAACAUCACCAAUUAAUAGGUCUAAUACGUCUACAACUAUUGAAUCGGUUAACGAACCUUUCGAUAGCAAUGGAGUCAUUGAAGUUGAAAUCAACGAUAGUUUGCACAGAAAUGAAGAUAUGAAUACCACUACAAAUAUUGAAGAUAUUGUCGAUAAUGUCCGGCCAUCUAAUGACCAAACACACGACCAAAACUCAUUGCUCGAAACAAUUGCUACUUCUUGUUCCAGCGAAUCUCUUCGCAAAUAUGGUCACAGAUUUCUGCACUUUAUUUCAAUCAAAGACGACCACAUCUUAAGAACGAAAGGCAGAGAUGCCUAUCAAUACCUAAUCUUUCAGAAAUAUAUUAUCUAUUUUUUAGCUUUACUUACGUUUGUCUGUUUAGUUAUUGUAUUACCCGUUAAUAUUCAGGGAAAUUUUGAGGGUCGUCCAAAAGCAUUCGGCAGAACAACAAUCAGUAAUUUGGACCCAAAGUCUGAUUUGUUUUGGAUUCACGCCGUUUUGGCCGCUAUUAUAAUACCACUUGGUGUAUUUGUUAUGAAUCACUUUUCUAAAGUAAUCAAAUCAGACGACGAAAACAUAACUCGACGAACACUUCUAAUUCGACGGAUUCCUAAAUUCAAGAACACUAAAGAAAUUCUUAUAAAUUAUUUUCAACAAUCAUUUCCCGAUUGUCACAUAACAGGCAUUCAAGUGGUUCACGAUUUUACAGAUUUACAAUCAUUAGAACUGGAGUAUCAAAAUGCUGUCAACGCUAAAGAGUUUUGCGAUAAUUAUCAAACCAAACACAACCAAAAAUUAUCUAUACGUCCCUAUUGUAUGGGACAGUUAGGUUGUUGCUGUUGUUGUUUUUGCCAAUCGGUUGAUGGCUAUGAAUAUUAUAGUCAAAGUGUAGUUAAAAUAACUGAAGAACUUAAGAAAGAACUGUCAAAUAUGUUUUCUAUGCCAACCGGUUCUGUAUUUAUCACAUUUGAGACCGAAAAACAAGCCAUGGAGAUUUAUAAAUAUUUAAAAGAAAGACAACAAUCAUGUCUUUGUUGUGUUUGUAUAACAAAUGUCAUUACGUGGAUAACCAGUGUUUUCAAUGACAAUCAAAUUGAUUCACUUGAAUUGAAUCGAUGGCAAGUGUCAUACGCUCCAUAUCCGGAUGACAUCAAUUGGAAAGAUCUGACAGUGGAUUAUAAGUGGAUUUGGUUGAGAAAAGUGUUGAUAUAUUUGUUUUUGUUUGUUGUCUUUUUCUUUUUGUCGACUCCGGCAAUACUAUUAAAAGGCAUGGAAUUUAUAGCCAAUCAAAAGUCAAUUGAUAAGGGAAUCUUCAAAUUUAGCUCGACUUGGAGUGACUUUUUAAGUCCAUUGCUUUUGAUGUCAAUGACAACUGUAUUACCAAUUAUAGUGAUCACAGCCUGCGAGCGCUUGCCUUUCAAGACAAUCAGUGCAUUAAAUCACGCAAUUAUGUGGAAAGUAUAUAUAUUUUUGGUAAUGAUGGUCAUUAUAUUGCCGUCGGCUGGUUUACUAAGUACAAACGCUUUGUUGGAAAAUAUUUUUUCAACAAAUGAAACGAAACGAUUCCGAUGGCAGUGUCUGUUUCCAGUAGACAACGGAGCCUUCUUUGUCAACUACGCACUACAAGCGGCACUUUUACAGAAUACCGUUGAUGUACUUCGUUUGCCGGAACUAUUUCUUUAUCUCUUUUAUUAUUUGCUGAUCAGAUCUCCUGCUGAAUACAAAAACGCCAGAAAACAAGUGUUAUUUGAUUUUCCAUUUGGCGUAACUUAUCCACGAUUUUUGCUUAUAUUUGCGAUGACAGUGACAUACAGUCUGGCCUGUCCUCUAAUCGCACCGUGCGGUCUAUUUUAUAUGAUAUGCAGGCAUAUCGUCGAUCGCUAUAACAUUUACUAUAUUUACACUCCAACUAAAAUCACGGGACGCAUCCACUCGACAGCUGUCCUCUACGUACACAUAGCCUUACUUAUGAUGCAAUUCCAGGUCUUUACCUUUUUAUUAAUGAGAACCGGCAAUACAAAGGUGACCGCCUUUUCAAUGUUUGUAUUAUUGAUUGCACUGUUGGUUUUUUCUGGACAUUGCUUUUUCCAUUGGUUUCGAAAUAUUAAUCAUUUAACUUAUAGUGUAACAACUAAAUUGAAUAGAAGACCCAAGAAAUUAGACUACUGUGCCUGUGGUUACGCUCCACCAGUUUAUGGACACCUAAUUAAUGAUGGAGUGGUUAAUAAAGAUGAUUUGAUGACAAAUAAUGAUCAUAACUCAUAAAAUAAUAACAUUUACAGUAAUCGCUUGUUUCGCAAAAUUUUUUUUAC